UAUAAAGUAGGCCCUUCUGCUCCCAAAGUAGCUUUUUUAUAAUAUUAUCUGUCUGCAUUUCCGAUUUUCCAUCUCGAUUUUUCUAAAUUUGUCCAAUACAUUCCGCAAUGGCCGAGGGAAUCAUCAAAAAAACUGAAAAUUUUGUCCAUGAAUACAUGAACAAGUACGACUGUUCGCACGACUGGCAGCAUGUCAACCGUGUUGUGCGCCAGGCGCUGGCGCUGGCCCGAAUGCAAUCGCAGACAAAGCAUGUUGACGUUCUUGUUGUUCAUCUAGCAGCGCUGCUACAUGAUGUUGACGAUGCCAAAUAUGUGCACCAUGACGACACGAAAUUUUCAAGCGAGAAUUUUCUUGUCGGCCUUGGGAUGGACAGCGCCAGGGCCGCAUUUGUUUGCCGCGUAGCGGAUGGGGUGUCUUUCCGAAAGGAGCUCUUGGCUGAGGAAUUGCACAAACAGGGGACUGGCGAUGAGGAUGACUGGGAAUGGCGCCAGAGCUGUGUCGAGCUGGCGUGCGUGCAGGAUGCAGACCGCCUGGAUGCAAUUGGCGCAUUUGGUGUGCUCAGAUGCGCGGCCUUCUCUGGGGCGCGUAACCGUACACUUCAUGCUCCGAAGGACAGGUUCAUUGAAAACAUCACGUAUGAGCAGUACGUCCAAGCGACGGACAACUCAGCGGCAACGGCUAUUUCUCACUUCCAUGAGAAGCUUUUGCAGUUGGCCGCAAAAAUGAAAACUGACCAAGGACGACAAGAAGCACAGCGCCGACACGAUUUCAUGCUUCAGUUCAUUCGCCAGGUCGACUGCGAAUUUGCAUUUGGGGAUAGGGCUGAUGAGAAGUGACCAGGCCCACCUGGCAUGAAAAAACCGCACCUGUGGCUACUUAUGCAAUUUGGCAAAUCGCAUUACAUUAAUACUAGAAUUUUUAAUAAAAUUCGUUUUUUAGAUAUAAAAAUUUUUCACGCCAAGCAUGCCUAUUUAUUUUUUCACUGGCAAUUAAUGUACGGUAAAAUA
Kickxella alabastrina is the source of this 1007-nucleotide messenger RNA. RefSeq lists its product as uncharacterized. The transcript has 2 exons. Lineage: Eukaryota; Fungi; Kickxellomycota; Kickxellomycetes; Kickxellales; Kickxellaceae. Bases 108 to 836 code for a protein of 242 amino acids. The record is from RefSeq and is a predicted model, not a curated record.